Messenger RNA from Phialemonium atrogriseum, 1080 nucleotides. RefSeq names its product GroES-like protein. NCBI's taxonomy places the organism in Eukaryota, Fungi, Ascomycota, Sordariomycetes, Cephalothecales, Cephalothecaceae. The record is from RefSeq and is a predicted model, not a curated record. Gene Ontology annotation, molecular function: oxidoreductase activity, acting on NAD(P)H. The coding region runs from base 1 to 1080 and encodes 359 amino acids. The transcript has 2 exons.
AUGUCUCCCCCACCCCAGAUAAAAGCCAUCACCGUCCUCGCGGGCGGCGGCGCCGCGCUCGCCACCGUCGCGCCGCCCUCCCCCCGCGACGGCUACAUGGUCGUGCGCACGACGGCCGUGGCCCUCAACCCGACGGACUGGAAGGCGGCCGAGGGCCGGUUCGGCGGCGCGAAGCCGACGGGCUGCCGGCUGGGGUGCGACUACGCCGGCGUCGUCGUCGUCGAGCCAGUCGGUGCGACCACCGAGAAGUCGUUCCGGACGGGGGACCGCGUCGCCGGGUUCGUGCACGGGGCCAACGCGGGGAGGGCCGAGGACGGCGCCUUUGCCGAGUACGUCGCCGUCAAGGCGGACCUGCAGAUCAAGAUCCCCGAUGACGUGUCGGAUGAGGAGGCCGCCACGCUGGGGGUUGGGAUCACCACGGUUGGCCAAGGCCUCUACCAAUCCCUCGGGCUCCCGCUCCCAACCGCCCCGGCCACGGAGCCCAUCCCGCUGCUCAUCUACGGCGGCAGCACGGCGACGGGCCUCCUGGGCAUCCAGUUCGCGCGCCUGUCGGGCUGCCGCGUGGUGACGACAUGCUCGCCGCGCAACUUCGAGUACGUCAAGUCGCUCGGCGCCGAGGAGGCCUUCGACCACGCCGACCCGGCCUGCGCGGACCGAAUCCGCGAGUUCACGGGGGGCCAGCUGCGCCACGCGUGGGACUGCAUCGCGUCCGCGGAGACGGCGCGCGUGUGCGCCGCGGCUAUGAGCGCCGAGGGCGGCGGCAAGUACAGGAGCUUGCUUUACGUGCCGGACGAGGUGGUCAAGGGCGUGAAUCCGGGGGCGAGCAGCGGGUUCACGUUUGCGUAUACCGUGUUCGGGGAGGCGUUUGAGAAGUUUAGGAGGUUCGAGGCGGUCGAGGAGGACUAUGAAUUUGGGAAGAUGUUCUGGGAGCUGAGCAGGGAGCUGCUGGCUGCGGGCAAGGUCAAGGCUGCGCGCCGGGAUGUGAAUCGGGGUGGAAAGGGGUUGGAGGGCGUCCUGGUGGGGCUGAAGGAGAUGAAGGAGAAUAAGGUCAGCGGCAUGAAGCUGGUUUACACUUUGUAG